Molecule: messenger RNA, 501 nt
Organism: Photinus pyralis (common eastern firefly)
Lineage: Eukaryota; Metazoa; Arthropoda; Insecta; Coleoptera; Lampyridae
Gene: Tim10
Product: mitochondrial import inner membrane translocase subunit Tim10
Exons: 1
Coding region: 136-393 (85 amino acids)
Biological process (GO): protein insertion into mitochondrial inner membrane
Cellular component (GO): mitochondrial inner membrane
Source: RefSeq, a predicted model, not a curated record
CGUAGUUGUCGCCGGCAUAUACGGAUUUUAUCUAUCGAAACGAAGCAUCGUAGCGAACCGGUACGAGCAUAUGAAAAUAAGGGAACGCAUGUACACCUCGAACACGCUCGCAAACCGACAGCAAUCAAACGAAUAAUGGCGCAGACCGAACAGCAAAAGAUGCAGCUGAUUCAGGAUCUCGAGAUCGAAAUGAUGGCCGACAUGUACAACCGGCUGACGUCGGCAUGUCACAAGAAGUGCAUCCCGCCCGUCUACUCGGACGCCGAGAUCGCGAAGGGCGAGGCCGUCUGCCUCGAUCGGUGCGUCGCCAAGUUUUUGGAUAUUCAUGAACGUAUCGGGAAGAAAUUAGGACAAUUGUCGAUGCAGGACGAGGAAUUGUUAAAAAAGAAAUGAGUGUUGAUGCAUUUGUUGAUUUUUGUAGUUUUUUAAUUAGAAUUGUUUAGUUCUAGUGAUCAGGUGCCGUUAUGUAAAUCGAUUUAAUAAAAAUUAUGAUGUCCCUGA